Messenger RNA from Haliotis rufescens (red abalone), 1909 nucleotides. RefSeq lists its product as uncharacterized. The transcript has 8 exons. Bases 19 to 777 code for a protein of 252 amino acids. NCBI's taxonomy places the organism in Eukaryota, Metazoa, Mollusca, Gastropoda, Lepetellida, Haliotidae. The record is from RefSeq and is a predicted model, not a curated record.
CUGUUCAUCUACCAAGCGAUGGCGAUGUGGUUGUCGCAGGGGGACACGUCUUUGGAUUCAAACUUCCUCAAAAGGUUGAACCUUGAUGAUUUGGCUGACGUGACCAUGGGAAACAAGACCGUUCAACAGCAUCUUGAGGCGCUCCAAGCUCGCCCACCCAUGGACAGUGAGCGGAACUCCAUCGCAACAGUGCCUUCUUAUACAUGGAACAAUGGUUUCUACAUCAUGAGUUCAUGUCCCAACAAAGAAGAUAUUUGGAACGCGGUGUAUAACACUGAUUCUCGCACACUCAUCACGUGGGGUCAAGAGAACCAGGCGCACCUUCCGUCAUUAGACCAGGACGUUACAACAUCCAGGUUCACAGCCAGCAUGCGCAGUGAGGCUGUGCUGUCAGAUGGUAUCUCAGUCACCACUAUUGAUCUUGGAUUAAAGGAUGAUGCCACCACCACCACCACGAUCCACAACUACCACCUGACUGGGAGUGUGCGUGAUCCAGGUGUCGCUGUGCUGAUAGACAACUUGCUCACAUGGACACAGGAUCCAGAACGUGGCUCCAGUAUGAUUGUAUCCAGGACUGCAACAGAAUCCUUGCUCCUGGUGCUGCUUGUGAACAUCGCCAGCAGACUGAAGGACGACGGGACUGUUGACCUCAUCACUGAUAUGGGGAGACUGUGUGCUCGUCAUGGAGGUGCACCCUUUACAAUGGAUGACGUCCGUUUCUGUCUGGAGUUUUCUCGACAGUUCCUGGAGACUGUCGGAACUUACGCCAACAUCUGAUGAAUGGACCGCUGAACAUAUUCGAUAUUUUUUUCUUUAAUUCCUUAGUUUUAUGAUACUGUUUCUAGAAUUGUGUUUGUGUAAUUUUGCAGUACAUAAAUCGGGCAGAUGUCCCAUUACUUGUUAGAAUGACUUGUUCCCCACUUCCUGUCUCGUUGUCAUGGUUUCUUAUGUUCAAACCGUAUGUGUAUUGACCGAUACAAAUCUCCUCUAUAUCAUCCCGAAGGGGAGAAUGAUCGUGUGUGGGUUUCAUGAUGAUACACAUGCACUUUUCUAACAAUGCUAACAUAAAUACGGUUAAUGAUGUCAUGCUGGUCGAGAAGGUCAGGAGUAUGUGUAAACAAGUCAAGUUUGACAUUAUCAUUCUACUUCCGGCCGGAGUUGGAGGGAAAUAAUAUUGACAAUUAUUUUAUUAUCUUUUAUGUCCGUUUCAGUUACUUUUGUCAGCUUUAGCUUCACGUUAAAUUGACGGUUAAGUGACGGAUACCCCGCACGCUGCCCAUUUCUUAAUUCUGUCACCAUAAUGUGAGGAUCGCCGGUUUGACUCACACAAGUAGCCCCGACUGAAUGACAUAAAAUUAUACUAGUAUAUCAUGCGUGUUAAGGAAUAAGUUCUCAUGUAAUGUCCCGUUGUCACUCGUAGGUUGAUAAUCACUCAUUGUAUGUCACUAACGUAUCCAUUUAAAAAAAAUUAAACCUGGGUUUGCGACUUGACGAAUCAAUGGAUUCAGUACAGGGCUGCCACAACACCCCUAUACAUAUGCGAAAGGCGGAUUUUAAAUACAUGAUCAGAAAUAAUUUUUUGUGAUUAUCGUCUAAACACUGAGGGAUCUUCAUCUCGCACUAUGGUAAAUACCGUUCUGGUAUCAUCAUCUAGUACAGUCGCAGUUGAAAAGAAUCUUCAUGAGAUAAUAUAAAGUUACUGUGAUUUAAAAGCGUUGUCGUUCAAAAUCCUCAACUACGCCGUUGGCAUGGCAUUUGUAAGUCCGAGUCUUUGUUUUGUUUCAUUCACUUCUAUUUAUCAAUUAUGUAUUACAACUGGAUGCUGCCAAUUUAAGCAUGUUUCUGUAUUCUCAUCACUGUUGUAUUAUUCCCUUACUGUCAGACUUCCUUAAUAAACUGUGCAACUGUG